AUUGGCUGAAAGCAGAGUCAGAUUCCGCUGCAGAAGAAAGUUUAUCAGAUUGGAAAUCAGGGAGGGAACUGAAGAGCAGCAGCAGUUCAAUGCAGAAAUGCAGGGCUUGAUGAGCUUCUGAGUCUCACUUCAGGAUUUGGACGUUUUAACAUCAAACAAGACAAAGGAAGAGAGAGAAGAAGAGAGAGAAGAAGGAGAAAAAAGGAUAAAAUUCCAUUUAAAAGGAGAAAAUUCUAUUUAAAAGGAGAAUUCAAUUUAAGAUCCAUCAUGCCAAGGUCAUUUCUGGUGAAAAGUAAAAAGUGCAGUUCACACAGUGUGAACCGGUUCAUCGAAAGUGACCCGAGCGACACACAACACUUCACAAUUUCAGCUCCUUUACCUGUCCCACCAGAGGCCAAGGAGCCGCACUCUCCAGGGAGCCUGCAGUUAGACCCCCUCGCUGAGCCGUCCCACACAGACCCGUACGCCUACAUUAAAGAUGAAGAUGAGCCUGAGUGUCCGAUCCGAGUGUCUCGCCCCGAGCCGACGGUCACAGCCAGUCGACCUUUCUACAUAUCCGAACCUCAGAUGGCAGAAUAUCCUCCCUACUAUAAGCCGGCGUACGGGUGGGACCCUCUACCCUCUCCCUAUGACUUCAGUCAGAUGAGCUUCCACCCCUCCCUCCUCCAGCACGCUAAUACCCUGUAUGGAUCCCACCUGAAGCAGAGCCCAGAACACACACAACCCCUGGACUGCAGCACCCACUACUCCCCCACCUCCAACACCUACCACUGCAUCACCUGCGACAAGGUGUUCUCCACUCCUCACGGGCUGGAGGUCCACGUGAGACGUUCCCACAGCGGAACGCGACCCUUUGGUUGCAGCAUUUGCAGAAAAACGUUCGGACACGCAGUGAGCUUAGAGCAACACAUGAACGUCCACUCACAGGAGAGGAGUUUCGAGUGUAAGAUGUGCGGGAAGACAUUCAAGCGCUCGUCGACCCUCUCCACACACCUGCUCAUCCACUCCGACACCCGCCCGUACCCCUGCCAGUACUGCGGCAAGAGGUUCCACCAGAAGUCCGACAUGAAGAAACACACCUACAUCCACACAGGUGAGAAACCACACAAAUGCCAGGUGUGCGGAAAAGCGUUCAGCCAGAGCUCCAACCUCAUCACCCACAGCCGCAAACACACGGGGUUCAAACCUUUCGGCUGUGAGAUCUGCUCCAAGGGCUUCCAGAGGAAGGUGGACCUCAGGAGACACCACGAGAGCCAGCAUACUCUAAAGUGAUUGGUUCAGAUCGGAGGGAGGAUUGAUGAACUGUCUUUAACAAGUGCUUCUUCUUCUGGGUGACGACCCAAAGCAUGGGAUGAAGUGACCAUACAUUUCUACAGGAAGAUAAUGCAUCUGAACAGGAAGCUAAUGCGUGCAAACCAUAGACUGUACAGGUGUUGGACAAUGAAACUGAAACACCUGGUUUUAGAGCACAAUAAUUGAUUGUGGUGACGGACAGUUCUGGUGGAAACAGGAGAGUUGAGGUGCACAUUGAAUUCUGCGUGAUUUGAUCAGCCGUGGUUUUAUGUUUUUUGGAUACAAUCCGGGUCAGCACCCGAACAUCCCUUUCAGACAGCUUCCUCUUACAGCGUCCACAGUUAAUCCUGUUGGAUGUGGUUGGUCCUUCUUGGUGGUAUGCUGGCUGACAUUGCCCUGGAUACCGUGGCUCUUGAUGCAUCACAAAGACUUGCUGUCUUGGUCACAGAUGCUCCAGCAAGACGUGCACCAACAAUUUGUCCUCUUUUGAACUCUGGUAUGUCACCCAUAAUGUUAUAGUGUGCAUUAUAGCAAUAUUUAGAGCAGAACUGUGCUCUUACCCUGCUAAUUGAACCUUCACACUCUUACUGCCCUUGCUGGUGCAAUGUGCAAUUAAUGAAGAUUGAACACCAGGCUGCUCCAAUUUGGCCAUGAAACCUAAAAUCCCACACUAAAAUGAUGACAGGUGUUUCAGUUUCAUUGUUCAACCCCUGUAUGUUAUUUUAUGCGAUUGGUAUUUUGAAUAUGUUGAAUAUUUUGAAUAUGGUUUUAUUUGGGCAAAAAAAAAAUAGUGUCUUGGCCUCACCAGAACACGGCUCCAUAUAAUGGCACCAUUAUAGACGAGUCCUGUCCCAGCAGUUUAGCAGAAGGUCAGGGCACGGUUGUACCGUUGGCGUUAUCUGACGAACGAGCAAUUUAUCAUCAUCCCCACGUCAUCCCUGCUGAGUGCAUGCAAAGCAAAUUGCCGAAGCGAUGUAUAAGCAAGCGGCAUACGUUCCUGAAUCCUUCCUGCUGCACUGUGAAGGAAUAGUUAGAUCAUCUGGACCAUAAUCACCAAUAUCACAGCUGUAUAUGGUUCAAAAUCUGAUAUUUCAAUUAAAACUACAAGAAUUUUUGUAUUUUUUUAGGUUUGCCUCAUUUAAAAAGGAGAUUUCGCUAUUAUAAAUGUUAUUUAAGCCAUGAAUUGUAAAUUAAUUCAGUUGUAUACUAUUUAUGGAAUUUCAUAUGAUGAGUUUUGUUCUAUAUUAUCUCUAAAUAAACAUUAACUUAAAAAAAAAAAACUAAGACUCCCAGUGUCUUAAAUAAUUGUAAUGCUGAAUAUUAAAGCAUUAAAUGUAAGAGCAUAAGAAACUUCUCCUAAUCUAUGAAACAUGGUGGUGGUAGUAUUGUGGGUUUGGGCCUGUUUUGCUUCAACAGUGCCAGUAUGGCUUUUGUCUUCAAUAAUUAAACAAUGAAUUGUGAAUUAUUCUAUCAGAGAUUCAUUCUAAAGGAAAAUGUCAGAACAUCGGUUUAUGAACUGAAUCUCAGGAGAGGGUGGGUCAUGCAGCAGGACAAUGACCCUAAGUGCACAAGUCAUUAUACCAUAGAAUGAUUAAAGAAGAAUGAAGUUAAUGUUUUGGAAACGGGGUCAAGUCAAAGUUCUUGAAAGACCUUAAUUCAAUGGAAAUGUUAUGGGCGGAGCUGAAGUGAGUGGUUAAUGGGAGGAAACCACAUGAACCACCAACAUCCCAGAGCUGAAGCUCUUCUGUACGAAGGAAUGGGCUACAAUUUACUUAAACUAAAAUACAAUUACUGGAAAUAUUACAUUUUAAUAUUAAAUUAAUAUUAAACACUGACUGCAAACCUUCAUAUAUU
This is a messenger RNA of Astyanax mexicanus (Mexican tetra), 3147 nucleotides long. RefSeq names its product growth factor independent 1B transcription repressor (gene gfi1b). The transcript is spliced from 7 exons. The coding region runs from base 268 to 1272 and encodes 334 amino acids. The record is from RefSeq and is a predicted model, not a curated record. Lineage: Eukaryota; Metazoa; Chordata; Actinopteri; Characiformes; Acestrorhamphidae. Gene Ontology annotation, cellular component: nucleus.